Messenger RNA from Talaromyces marneffei, 3402 nucleotides. RefSeq lists its product as uncharacterized. The transcript is spliced from 3 exons. The coding region runs from base 1 to 3402 and encodes 1133 amino acids. The record is from RefSeq and is a predicted model, not a curated record. Gene Ontology annotation, biological process: mitotic chromosome condensation. Lineage: Eukaryota; Fungi; Ascomycota; Eurotiomycetes; Eurotiales; Trichocomaceae. Gene Ontology annotation, cellular component: condensed chromosome; condensin complex.
AUGCCCGCUCGCGCAACGAGCGGCCCAGUGUCCACUGGCUCACGCAAAACAUCUGGACAGAGCGCCGUGUCAUCCAAGCGAGCAUCCUCUGCGACACCUUCAGCAGCAGUGCCGCCCGAACCACCGCUUCCUACGACAUCGUCCCACCUUCGCGCAGACGUUUGCGCAAUUUUUGCAGAUUCCCAACGCUCCACCACCGGACACAGAAAACUUGUUGUGCGGUUGCGAAAAGUCCAAGAAAUAAGCUGCGGCAUUACACCGCCCAAGAAAUCGAAAGAUGGCCAAAUAAUUGAAGAAGACCGAGAAAUCCCUUCCAGUGACGAAACUUUUGGCGAACAGGAAUUCAAUGUGGAAGUCACCCGUUGCGUUCUUCGCAUAUUGCCCAUCAAAAAGACAGAAUCUGUCGGAGAUCGAGUCAUUCGUUUCCUUGGACUAUUCUUGAAUCAUGCCUCGGAGAAGGAUGGCGAGGUCUUUAAUCCAACGGACGUCGACGAGACACAAAUGUUUCCAGAAACCCCAACGACGCGACUUACUAUGGCCAUUGCAAAUAUGGUAGUCCCAUUGUUAGCAUCAAAGGACAAGAUUGUCCGAUACCGUUCAACACAAUUGCUUGCGCAUCUAGUUAAUUCGCUGGACUCUAUAGACGACGAGGUAUUCCGUUUGGUGAGAACGGGCCUUCUCAAAAGGAUUCGAGAUAAGGAGGCUACAGUCAGAGUCCAGGCCGUACUCGGUUUGGCGCGUCUCGUCGGAGACGAAAGUGAAGGUGGACUUGAGGACUCCUCCGCAGCUUUAUUGGAAAAGCUUCUUGAUAUCCUACAGAACGAUGCUACCGCUGAAGUGCGCAAAACAUUGCUGAUCAACUUACCAUUGAUUCCGACGACACUCCCCUAUCUGCUUGAAAGAGCCCGUGAUUUGGACGCUGCUACUCGUCGUGCACUUUAUUCCCGUCUACUCCCAACAUUGGGCGACUUCCGUCACUUGUCAUUGUCUAUGCGUGAAAAGCUUCUACGAUGGGGUUUACGUGACCGAGACGAAAAUGUACGGAAAGCUGCCGGAAAAUUGUUCUAUGAGAGAUGGAUUGAGGACUGCGCUGGUAAUAAACCAUCCGGCGAAGGAACCGCCAUGGGACAGAUUUCAGCACCUAACACCUCUGCCCUUUUGGAACUGUUGGAGCGUAUAGAUGCGGUAAACUCUGGAAUGGAAGGUGGUGUAGCCCAUGAAGCGAUGCGAGCCUUCUGGGAAGGUCGUCCCGAUUACCGCGAAGAAAUUGUGUUUGACGAAGAUUUCUGGCAAGGCCUUACGGCAGAAUCGGCAUUCUUGGCUCGCAGUUUCAACGACUUCUGUCGCGUUGAGAAUGAAACCAAGUACGGCAGCCUCGCAGACGAUAAAAUGCCAGAGGUUACUGCUCUCGCAUAUUUCCUUGGGAAAUACUCGGGUGCUCUGCUGGCAAGACUAAAGCAAGCUUCUGCUAGCGGCGAAAACGAGGAAGAGACCAUGGAGCUUGAGUUUGUGGUCGAACAGCUUUUGCAAAUAGCCUUGACGCUGGAUUAUUCCGAUGAGGUUGGACGACGAAAGAUGUUUGCCUUGCUCAGGGAGAAUCUGGCAAUACCAGAACUCCCCGAAUUAUGUACUAAGCUACAUGUUGAGGUCCUUCGAAACGUGUGUGGUCCUGAAGCUGCCGGCGAAUCCGAGUUCUGCAGCGUUGUUCUGGAAGCCGUUGCGGAAGUUCACGACGCAAUUGCUACUGAGGACAGUUUCGUGUCAGCAAGGUCCGAGCUCAGUGACGAUGGAAGCUCACGAGCAAGUCGCGACCGAUCCAUGACCCCAGCUGAUGUACCAUUUGACAAAGAGAAGGCUAAGGCCAAGGUGCUUCGCGAGAUCAUGAUCAACAUGAAAUGUCUUCACAUCGCUCAAUGUAUGCUUCAAAAUGUUGAAGGUAAUCUUCAGCAAAACAUGCACCUGGUUACGAUGUUGAACAACCUUGUGGUUCCGGCUGUGCGAAGUCAUGAAGCUCCUAUUCGAGAGAGGGGCUUGGAAUGUUUAGGAUUGUGUUGUCUGCUGGACAAGACCCUGGCCGAGGAAAACAUGGCCCUUUUUAUCCACUGCUUUACGAAAGGCCACGAAGCGCUUCAAGUCACGGCAAUUCAUAUUCUCGCCGAUAUGCUCACGGCGCACCCAGCACUACUUCUCCCAGUUGUACAAGCGGACGGUGAGACAGUGACACCGCCUCCUUUCCAGAGGAACAUUUUCAAGGUGUUCGCAAAGGCUCUGAAAUCGACAUCACCUGCCGACGUGCAAUCGGCUGCAGCUGUAGCUCUAUCAAAGAUGCUUCUUGUCAACAUAUUCACACCUUCCGGACCUAACGUACCACAAGCCAUUAAAGAUUUGAACGAGUCCUCUAUUGAAGCUUUACUCCAAUCACUGAUCGUGUCAUUCUUCCACCCUCGCACCCGCGAAAAUCCUGUUCUCAGACAAGCACUGACUUACUUUUUCCCGGUAUUCUGCCAUUCACGUCUUGCAAAUACGCAACGCAUGCGCAGAAUCGCUGUGCCUGUGGUACGAGCUGUGUUGAACGCCGCGGAGGAGUUCUUUUCCCUCGAGGCCGAGGAGGACAGCGACGGAGACAUUGAUGAGAGCGUCGGCGAGCGAGAAAUCAAAGCACUAAUGACGCAAGUCACCGGCAUGCUCGUUGAAUGGACUGACGAGCGCAGAGUCGUGGGACUCGGUGGUGAAAAUAUUCUUGCCGGUGGAACCGCUAGUUCAAAUGCCCAUGGCUACGUACAUUUGGCACUGGUCAAUGACAUUCUCGAGCGAAUUCUCGGAAUUAGUGCCGGCCCCAAUAAGUGUUCCAAGGAAGAGAAAAAACUAUUGAUGGCUAUGCUUAGCAAAGUUUACAUCUCAGCUCCUAUAGUCCCAACAUCAACCGCACCCGGAUCACGAGCAGGAUCUCGUGCACCCACCGAAUCAACAGAAGAUGCAUUCCGUUCCAGUAACAGAAGCAGCGGUGUCCGCGAAGAAAUUGACCCUGAGAUCGUCGCACUCGCAGAGACAGUCAAGGAACUCCUCAACGACGCCCUAGAAGAAGCCGCCACCGACGCAGCCAGUCGUAACGCUAUCGUCAAAGUCAAGAACACCAUCCUCAAAACCCUUGCAUAUGCUUCUCAACAAAACACCAGCAGCAGAGACACCAAUCGCAACACGCGAGCUAGUAGCGUGGAUUCGGCAUAUACAAACACCGGCCCUGGAUCGCGACAGACCUCCGUUGAGCCUCACGGAGCGCGCGCUGGCACGAUGGAAGUCGCCAUUGAUGAAACAAUCAUGGAGAUUGAUGAGGAAGACGAUCAUGACGAUAGCCGGGCGACGGUCAUCAAGAAUGAGAGGAAUAGUGAAGAACCUGAGUAG